This is a messenger RNA of Pseudophryne corroboree (corroboree frog), 4519 nucleotides long. RefSeq names its product DAB2 interacting protein (gene DAB2IP). Gene Ontology annotation, biological process: regulation of GTPase activity. The record is from RefSeq and is a predicted model, not a curated record. NCBI's taxonomy places the organism in Eukaryota, Metazoa, Chordata, Amphibia, Anura, Myobatrachidae. The transcript is spliced from 16 exons. The coding region runs from base 326 to 3712 and encodes 1128 amino acids.
UGUCUGCAGUCAUUCAUCUGUGUAGCGGCCGCCGCUGUGUGAUCGCUGCUGCUGCUGCCCGGGCUGUGAUUAGUGGCAGCUGCACGGAGAAUGUGCGACUCCCCAUCUGCUUCCUGCAGCCCCGCUGCCGGCCAGGGACCCCUCAUAGCUGGAAUGCAGACUGGCUGCUGGCUCAGUGAGUAGGGGGAGCUCCCCGCACACAACUUGUUGCUGGAGGAAUUAGCUGAGGACAUGGGAUUCCAGCAUUGCUCCUGCAGGACGCUGUGGUGGUAGGAGGAGAGCUGCUGCAUAAUCCCCACCUGAGAAGUCAGGGCGGAGGCGGAGCAUGCCGGGGAGCUCGGCGGAUAAGAGCCCCAGUAUGGAGCACAGUGCCACCACUCCAUUCCGUGUGACGGGCUUCCUCAGCCGCCGCCUCAAGGGCUCCAUCAAACGGACAAAGAGCCAGCCCAAGCUCGACCGCAACAGCAGCUUCAGGCACAUCAUCCCGGGCUUCAGGAGCGUGGACAAUGAGCGGUCCCAUCUAAUGCCGAGACUGAAGGAGUCACGCUCCCACGAGUCCUUGCUUAGUCCCAGCAGUGCGGUUGAAGCUCUCGAUCUCAGCAUGGAGGAAGAGGUAGUGAUCAAACCCGUCCACAGCAGCAUCCUAGGGCAGGAUUUCUGCUUCGAGGUAACCGCGUCCUCCGGGAGUAAAUGUUUCUCCUGUCGCUCAGCAGCCGAGCGAGAUAAAUGGAUGGAAAACCUGCGCCGUGCUGUUCACCCAAAUAAGGACAAUAGUCGCCGGGUGGAGAACAUGUUGAAGCUGUGGAUUAUUGAGGCGAAGGACCUUCCGGCUAAGAAGAAGUAUCUGUGCGAGUUGUAUUUAGACGAUGUACUUUAUGCACGAACUACCUGCAAAUUGAAGACGGAUAACGUCUUCUGGGGCGAGCACUUUGAGUUCAACAACCUCCCGUCCCUGAAGAGCGUGACCGUGCACUUGUACAAGGAGACGGACAAGAAGAAGAAGAAGGACAAGAACAAUUAUGUUGGGCUGGUGAACAUCCCCAUCGGAGCGGUGACGGGGCGGCAGUUUGUGGAGAAGUGGUACCCUGUGGUGUCUCCUAACACCAGCAAAGGGAAAUCUGUGGGUCCCAUGAUCCGCAUCAAGAGCCGCUACCAGAGCAUCAACAUCCUUCCUAUGGAGAUGUACAAGGAGUUUGCAGAAUAUAUCACUAAUAACUAUAUGGUGCUGUGCUCCACCCUGGAGGGGGUCCUGAGUGUGAAGAACAAGGAAGAAAUGGCAUCGGCCCUAGUCCAUAUCUUACAGAGCACCGGCAAGGCAAAGGACUUCCUCACAGACCUAAUGAUGUCUGAAGUGGAUCGAUGCGGCGAUAAUGAACAUCUUAUAUUUCGGGAGAAUACUUUGGCCACCAAGGCCAUUGAGGAGUACUUGAAGCUAGUAGGACAGAAGUAUCUACAAGAUGCCCUAGGUGAGUUCAUCAAAGCGCUGUAUGAAUCAGACGAGAACUGCGAGGUGGAUCCCAGCAAGUGUACAGCGUCUGACCUUCCGGAACACCAGGGGAACCUAAAAAUGUGCUGCGAGCUGGCGUUCUGCAAGAUCAUCAACUCCUACUGCGUUUUCCCCAGGGAGCUGAAAGAGGUCUUCGCGUCCUGGAGACAGGAGUGUAACAGCCGCGGCCGUCCGGACAUCAGCGAGAGACUCAUCAGCGCUUCCCUCUUCCUGCGCUUCCUCUGUCCGGCCAUCAUGUCCCCGUCAUUGUUCAACCUGCUCCAGGAAUACCCGGACGACCGGACGGCGCGCACUCUGACCUUGAUCGCCAAAGUCACGCAGAACCUUGCCAACUUUGCAAAGUUCGGGAGUAAAGAAGAAUACAUGUCAUUUAUGAACCAGUUCUUGGAGCACGAAUGGACCAACAUGCAACGUUUUCUCCUGGAGAUAUCGAAUCCGGAAACCAUCUCCAACACGGCGGGAUUCGAGGGCUACAUCGACCUUGGGCGCGAGUUAUCGAUGCUGCACUCUCUGCUGUGGGAAGUCAUCUCCGUGGACCAGGCCACCGUAACGAAACUAGGCCCCCUUCCUCGUAUCCUGCGGGACGUGAACACGGCACUGAGCAGUCCUUCCAGCGCCCAGAGUUCCGUCACAAGCGAUCACUCAGCCUCCACGCCAAACACCAGCAACAAUAUCUCUGUAGGGCUCCAAAAGAUGGUAAUCGAAAAUGACUUAUCUGGUCUGAUAGAUUUCACACGGUUGCCAUCCCCAACUCCUGAAAACAAGGACUUAUUUUUUGUCACAAGGUCUGCUGGGGUUCAGCCGUCGCCAGCACGAAGUUCCAGUUACUCGGAGGCCAACGAGCCCGACGUGCAGAUAACUAAUGGCAGUAAGAGCCUGUCGAUGGUUGACCUCCAGGACAAUCGAGUUUUGGAUAUUGGCACAAACACGUCUGGCAUCGGGGAUUCUUUAAAUGACAGCCAGACGUCUUUUAGUCAGUUACAAGCGAUAUGGACGGCACGGACGCCACAAGGUAAUAUAAUGACUAUGACAACGGCCAGGAGAACGGGACAGACGCCCACCACUCCCAACGCAGAUGCCACCUUGGGCAGGCCACAGCUUUUGGCACCGUUAUCAUUCCAGAACCCUGUGUACCAAAUGGCAGCGGGUUUGCCGGUAUCACCACGGGGCCUGGGGGACUCUGGUUCGGAGUGUCACAGCUCGCUCAGCUCCCAUAGUAACAGCGAGGACUUAUCCGGAAACAAACAUGGCUUUAUUAAUCCGUGCACCAGUGAGGACUACAGCCGGCGCUCAGGGGACAUGUCUCGGAGGCAGCUGUCUCUAACCGAAAAGACUGGUCAGCCUACCAUGCCGCGGCAAAACAGCUCGGGUCCCCAGAGGCGAAUAGAUCAGCCUCCACCACCACCUCCACCAAUGACCAGGGGCCGGACUCCGCCAACGUUACUCAACACAGCGCCGUACCCUAGGCCUUCCAGCGGAAGCAUGAUGUCCUCCUCCCCAGACUGGCCGGGCAGUGGAGCUCGGAUGCGGCAACAAUCAUCGUCCUCCAAGGGUGACAGCCCAGAGAUGAAGCAAAGGACUGUACAUAAACAGGCCCCCUCACCCGUGAGCCCCAAUGCCCUGGACCGCACUGCACUUUGGUUGUUGAAUAUGAAUAUGCAGCUGGUAGAAGAUGAGUGCAUUGACCCAGAUUUCAAGCACAGGGAUAAGAUCAGGAGUAAGGAGGACAUGAGCCAAGCGGCAAAGUACCAACAGGAAAUCAUGGUGCUACAGGACAAGCUGCGUCUAUCCCACAAGAAACUGGAGGAGUACGAGAACCGAUGUAAGAACCAAGAUGAGCAGACCCAGAAGAUCCUGCUGGAAUACCAGGCCCGGCUGGAGGAGAGUGAAGAGCGGCUGCGGAGGCAGCAGGACGACAAGGAGAUGCAGAUGAAGGGCAUAAUAAGCAGGCUGAUGUCGGUGGAAGAGGAGCUGAAGAAGGAUCACACUGAAAUGCAGGCAGCUGUAGACUCCAAGCAGAAGAUCAUUGAUGCACAGGAAAAGCGCAUUGCGUCGCUGGAUGCCGCCAACGCCAGAUUAAUGAGCGCCCUGACGCAACUGAAAGAGAGGUACAGCAUGCAAACGCGUAACGGGAUCUCACCCACAAACCCAACUAAAUUGCAGAUCACCGAGAACGGCGAAUUCAGAAACAGCAGUAAUUGCUAACAAUGGGAGUAAGACAAACCCCCCCAACAGACUCACAGCGGAUGGUUCUGCUCCGAUACGCUCAUGACGGGAGGCAGCGCAUAUGACUGAUGCAUUCUGGGAGACCGUAUCUCUAGAAGCGCCAAUCCAGUACUUUUUUUUUGGAGGAAUAUAACCCGCAGAUGUUGUACAAAAACAAAACUAGAAUUGUGCCAUAAUAAUACAUAUUUGUAUAUGAUUCCUGUUACUGCUGGUGAAUUCUUUUAAUGUUUACUGUUUAAAUACUAUUUUUAUUUGCUCCUUGUUCAAGAACUUUUGCCAAACUUUACCCAGAAGGGUAGUGAGUCACUUAGGUAAGGCUUUAUAAGUGUAUAGACGAGUGACAAACCCUAGUAAGGCGACAGGUCACACCCACAUACAGAUGAAUUCCGCACUUGUCAGCGCUAAUCCCACCAGGAUCUGCGAUCUGUAAGGCGAAAAACGAAACCACUUUGUUACUGAGAAAUACGUCUUGCUGACAACGGUGCUGCGGUGAUGAACCGUCUAUGGUCCCAGCAGGGAAAUCACUCCGCACUGCGCUAUCUAUAUAAGGAACGCUAUAGGCAGGGAGCGGAUCUGUACAGUCAUCACUUAACCACUAGACAGAUUGCUGCUCGCUCAGUAAACGUCCUGCUGACCCGUCUACGUCGGGUGGUCAGUAAUACACUGCACCGAGAGGCAGGAUUCCCAGAGUCCGGCCAUAGCGUGUCUUCCGUGAUCACUGGUGAAUUCAGCUUGAUGGACUGUGUAACGUGACCUAUGGAAUAAAAGCUGCUUUGUGAGAAUGAG